AUGGUCCACUACAAACUCUCGUACUUCCCAAUCCGUGGAGCCGGAGAAAUCGCUCGUCAGAUUCUCGCUUUCGCUGGACAAGAGUUCGAGGAUAACAGAAUCCCGAAGGAGGAGUGGCCAGCUAUCAAGCCAACCACCCCAUUCGGACAACUUCCACUGCUUGAAGUCGACGGAAAGGUACUUGCCCAAUCUCAUGCUAUCUCUCGCUAUCUUGCCCGCCAAUUCGGAAUCAACGGGAAAUGUCCAUGGGAGGAGGCUCAGGUCAACUCUGUCGCUGAUCAAUUCAAGGAUUACCUCAAUGAGGUUCGUCCAUACUUCAUGGCCAAGAUGGGAUUCUCAGAUGGAGAUGUCGAAGCUCUCGCCAAGGACGUCUUCCUUCCAGGAUUCACUAAGCACUACGGAUUCUUCGCCAACUUCCUCAAGUCAUCCGGAUCGGGAUACUUGGUCGGAGACUCUUUGACCUGGGUUGACUUGCUCGUUGCUCAGCACACUGCCGACUUGUUGGCUGCCAACGCAUCUCUUCUCGACGCCUAUCCACAAUUCAAGGCUCAUCAGGAGAAGGUUCACUCAAAUGCCAACAUAAAGAAGUGGUUGGAAACUCGCCCAGUCACUCCAUUCUAA
Caenorhabditis briggsae is the source of this 621-nucleotide messenger RNA. The record is from RefSeq and is a predicted model, not a curated record. Gene Ontology annotation, biological process: glutathione metabolic process. Bases 1 to 621 code for a protein of 206 amino acids. The transcript is spliced from 2 exons. Gene Ontology annotation, molecular function: glutathione transferase activity. NCBI's taxonomy places the organism in Eukaryota, Metazoa, Nematoda, Chromadorea, Rhabditida, Rhabditidae.